GACGUUUUCGGAGUAGUUGGUUCAUCCAUUAACUUUACUUGGUACUUUUCAAAUGGUGUGGAAACCGUAACUUGGGGACUGAAGGAUUCUGUUAGUUCCACAGUUGAUUUGAAUAAGAAGCUCAUAUCUAUUGGACUUCAAGGACAAUUACCUUUGACACCCCCUCAAGCAUAUGUUGGACGAGUAAGUGGGAGUGGUAGUGCCUCCUCCGGCUCUGUCAAUUUUACCCUUACUAAAAUCAAGAAAAGCGAUGAGGCAUUUUAUGGCAGCGAGUUAUUUCCUGUGGGUCCAUAUUCUACAGCCUUUGAUUAUGUACAUUUAGUCGUUCAAGGUGGGUAUUAAUGAAAAUAUUUUUUCCUGGUAGCUAAAACUGUUAUGUGUACCCGCAGUAAGAUGUGUUUUAAAUCUUGACAACGAUCAAAUAUAACCGAGACCCUGCUGAUUGUACCCUUUGAAGGCAGUUAUAGUUUUGGCAAAUUUGUUAUUGCUGUUGUUUAACACCAAAAACAACAAAAAUAUCGGCCAACCUUAACAAGUUUUUGUUACGUGAGUAUUUAAAUUCCCGAAUAUUGUACCCCCCAAAUUAACGGCGAAUGGGCGAAGUUUUUAAUACGUAAAAGUAUUCUUUUUUUCCGUUCCUGUUCCAAUUUUAUUAAAAAACGCAAUAAAGCAAAAAUAAAAAAAAGAGACAACCACCAAGGACACAAAAAGUUCGUAAGACUAUAAAAGCAGACAAACACAAGCGUACAUCUCUGCGAAGUCUGUUAAUAGCUACUUCUCUAUGAAGCUUCUAUGAUCACGAAGUCUGGGGUCUGUUUGUGUCUUGUUGCUGGAAGAGACUGCAGCAUGACGGACACUGAAAACCCUUUGCUGCGUGAAGUAUUUUUCUGGGCAUUGAAACUCAAUGAUAAUCUCAAUGUGUUAAAAUAAUCAACAAUCAAGAUUUGAUAACACAAACUUCAGUAUGUGGCAUAUACAAAACACCAAUAAUGCGCGAUCAAAUUUAAAGCAGCUCUAAGGAAAGAGCACGCCCAAAUAGCGCUCAAAGUCUUUACUAUCCAAGAAGUUGAUCGCAAAUCAUUGAUUGGGAAGUUCGCACUAUCUUUAAUAUUAAUUGUAAACAGAGCGAUACCUCCUCUGUCUUAAUGGAGACUAAUCCACAAUAAAGAUUUACUGUUACUGAUAUUUUACUAUCAAAGAGGUCUAAAAAAAAAUGACAUCAAUUGCAAAUCAUUGAUUGGGAAGUCUGAACUAUCUUUAAUCUUAAUUGUAAACAGAACGUUCUCUUCUAUAUCUUAAUGGAGACUAAUGCACAGUAAAGAUAUACUAUUUCUGUUACUUUUAAUAUAUAUUACUAGUGAUACCCAAAACACUAACGUAUUUUGAGAAGGAAUACCCAAAGCAAGGGAAUACCCAAAUCACCAUGACAGCGCCUGAAACUAAUUAACAGAAAUACCAAUAAGUUUAACGGCAUGUGAACAAGCGAGCUUCGGGGCAGUCAGCUGAGAUGUUAGAGUAAGACUUAUUAAAGAAUCUCGACUGGAUUCUCUGUUUUUUUUUAAUGGAUUUUUUUCGGACUAAUUUAAACGUAUAGCCAUAAUACUUUAAAUGCGGAUCAAAAGCCGUGGGGGGAACGCAUAUGUAUAGCGUGACGUAACAGGUUUUUACUUCCGCUUCAGUUUGUCACGUGGUUUGCACCAGACGACGCUUACGGCAAGGUUAUAAUUUAGCUGUGUCGUUUUACUGCUUAUCUUUUCUUCUGUGAGAAAAUGUGCGUUUUAUGAUUACUGCUAAGUGAAAACACAACUAAGUCUACUAUCGAAGUCAUGUUAUACGUUACAGACGAUCAAAGGAUGCUUAUCAUGAUUUCGGUUGGAUCACUGCUGUUGCUGCUUCCGAUACUCCCGUGUGCAGGUAAGCUGAUUGACAUAUGUAUUGGGGAUUUAUUAAUGUAUAUAGUACUUAUUUUCAUCUAGAAUGAAUUUAAAACUUGCUACUAAGAACUUCACUUAUUGCAAUUGCCGACGAAUAGUAGUAUCACAUAAUUUAUUAUACUGAAUGAAUUGAAACUCCCCUUGAUUCAUUUACUAAACACACACUUCGUUACUUAACUUCCGCUUUUAUGAUGUAAGACGAAAUCUUGGUUUAUCCCGCUCAUCAAGAGUAAACUGACCAAGUUAAAGCAUGGCUGAUUAUUCUUCCACCUGAGUUUUGGCACCAGUUUGAAGUUAAGAUCUUUACAGUAAAUGCUUGGAUUUAGCGAAAGAGUCGCGCUAUUGAAAGAUUCAAAUAAUUAAAAUUAUAGGUUUUAUCUCUGGUUUCAACGGAACUUAGGUGAACAAAAAUGUAAUUCAGUUGAUAAAUUAAUAUAAUCAAUGAAACGUCCAGCUGGUCACACUAUUGAGGGCCAGUGCACAGAGAGAUUGAGGAAUUUAGCGACACAGCAAUAGGAGGCUCAUCAAAGGAUAUAUAUUAUCCUUUACAUUAUGCGUAUUUUCAGCUCUUCGGAGCUAGUGGAACCCCAAACUACCUUUACUGAAUUUGGUGGAGUAUUAGGAAUUCAAAAGAGGCUCACACUCGAAAGGACUGAUAUGAAGUUAGGUCGGUUUAAUUAGCGAAAGAAUAGAUGAAAUAUAAACAUGUGUAGUCUGUAACUGGACUGAACCUCCUAUUCUGGAGACUAGACCUUGUCUAUUUUAGAGAAAAAAAGAAUUUAAGUUUUGAUGACCUUGCCGGUCCCGUGAGAAAGAUGGCGAUCCCGGAAAACGGCCCGCAAAACAAAUUAACAAAAUUAUACAAUUACGGACACAAAAUAUCAAAACGGAUUACACAAGCAGAUUAUAGCAACAACAAGGCUCACAAACUUACGAUCAAAUUUGCGAUAUAUAGCGAUAUUUGCUAGCUUCUUAGCUUUUCCUCGACAUCACUCGUGAGAUAUCCCUUGAAAAUUUGCACAAGCGACCCAAGGCUCUGUUACUAUUUGACGUCACACUGGGUGGCGGAGUGGGUAAACAGUUUUUUUUGUGUCUUCGUCUUCCUACCUCCCCGCCUGCUUUGGGUGAAAAUUUGUAGUUUUCUUACAUGGCAUGGGGAGUAAGUCUUUGGCAGUCAAGUCAAGUACAGUCGAGUCAAGUCAAUUUUUAUUUAAACUCAAACAGAAUAAUAAUAAUUAGUACAAAUUAGUGCUUUACAAUAUAAAAUCGGGCGAUUUGAAGGAAAAGACAUUUUCAAUCGUAGGUUCAUUGUGCAGAGUUCUGGACACCUAAAUAGUUUGUGGAACUAACCGUGUAGGUGACCCAAACAAGAUAAAAAGUAUUAAGUGUUUUAGAUAAAAAGUAUUACUUCAUUAAUUAAAUAAUAGUUAAAGAUAAUUUAAUAGUAAAAUAUUAGGAAUCAAUAAUAGCAUAAUAACAAUCAAUCACAGAAUUCUUGAUAUAUUGAAGAAAACUGGAAAACGGCUUGAUUUUCUUAGCAUCAAUAGAUAAAGAAUUCCAAAGUAUUGGACCAGUUUUGGACAAAAUAUUACCUUUACUUCUUCAAGGCUUUAAGAGACUUAUUGAACAUAUUUAGGUCGAUCAUCCUCAGACCACCCUCCUUGGAACUUUACCAUCCCGAGGAAAUUCAAAAACAAGUUUAUUGACUUCUCUUUCCACCUCCGCAAAGGUAACGAGCGGUGUUAAGAUGUACAUAAACUGGAAGAUCAGGAGACUUUUACGAUUACAGUGAUGUUAGGUAGAUAGAUGUAGGUGUUAGAUAUUUAUUUUAAUGUUAUUCAGCACUAUUUAAGUAAAGGAUUUAGUACGUAUAUUUCACUGUUUGUAAUGUCUUUAGCAGUAAAAAUUAUUUUUUCUUCAGGGCAGCCAUUCUCCGAUUAUUAUGGUGGGAAGACUGUAAAGGGAGUUAUUGGUUCUUCUAUAAAUUUCACAUGGACCAUCCUAAGACCUUUUACCAGGGUCGAGUGGGGAUUAGCAGUAACUCCUUAUGCUUUUGAAACUCCACCUCGAUUGCUAGUGUCUUAUUUUAAAGGCAAUCCACUACUAGUUACACCCCCAGCAGCGUAUACUGGAAGAGUGUCGGGGAAAAAUACUGGAAGUCAGGUCUCAUUCAUCCUUAGAAACUUAAGAAAAAGUGAUGAAAGGUUGUAUGGCUGUGAGGUCAGUGACACCAGCAAUGGAGAUGACAUACCAAGUUUUGACUCCGUUACUUUGGUAGUUGAAGGUAGGGGCAACUACUUUGUUGUAAUCUCAUGCCAUCACAUAUAGUAAGUGCAAUUAUUAUAUUACAAUCAACACUCAAAACCGAGCACAGAUAUGUACAGUUUUACUUUAUAAAGUAGGCAUACAUAAAGGAGAAGAGGACUGAGAAUGGCAAAGGUGUGAGUGUGAGUACUGUCCUCUUGCUACUCCGCCUUAAGUGGAUAAUUGUUGUAGUCUGUGAUUCCUUCAAAACGGAAUCGUUGUCUUCAGUCGCUUCUUCACCGGACGAGAAGGAAAAAGGAAAAAAAAAAAAACAAGAAACCGAAUUACGCGUACAGUGGAACAGGUGACGAGGUUCUAACAAUACUGGCAAUGGCAUAAAGUGGACCUAGUACUGGAAAACUAGACAAACAAUUCGUGCAAAUCAAUGACUAGAAGAAUCUUUUGCUGAUAUUGAAAAGAAUAUAAUAGACUUAAAAAGAACUACAGUUAAGACGAGCUAGAGAUUGAGCGACCUUGAGAUGAGCGUCGGUUUCCAUAACCAAGAUAUCAGAGGUCUACCGCGAGAUUUAAAAGUAGUACCGCAUGAGGCAAACGAUCAUAUGCCUGGACGCUGAAGAAACCAGACACAAGUAACUUUUCUGCGCUCGUUACAUAGUGGGUACCUCACUGCCUCGUCAUUUACAAUCCAUGGCUGGUCCUCAGGUCUUGGGAACGUGAUUGUGAGCGCAAAUGAAAGAGCGUUCUGAGCCCUACGGAAUGCAGCCAUGAAAUCAUCGAUUGAAUCCACGCAGGACGACCGGCUGUUACUGCAUCCAGGGAAGCGAGGUAACUUGAACACCUUGAAAUGACACUUGAAAGGACUUUGUAUGCGCCAAUGAACGAUAUUAAUUGAUCAAAAACGUUCGGCACAGGGUAAGUGGCUAGGGUGUUCAGGCGGUUGGACUGACGGAGAGAGAACCAGCGUUCCAGAUCCAACCAAAAAAGUGGUAAAUUUGAGGCUGAUGAUGGUCUUGUGGGCAGAAAAACGCAAGUUACACUUGUGAAAAGCUUGUAGGACCCUCUUCCAGUUUUGGACUAGCUCUUGGGUCGUAAGGGCUUAUAACAGGGUUACAGUUUUUGUUUAACGGUGAAUGGGCUUAUAACUGGAAGGCUUAUAAGUGUGGGCUGGGGCUAUUUAAGGGGACGCGAUCACGUUUAUGCGCAUGCGCGCCGUUUGUCUCUUCAGAAUAAAUUUGUCGGGUCAACACUAAUUUCGAAAUCGCCAUUACUGGUACAAUCAUUGAAAAUCCUUCGUUUUAUUUCAACAUUCGUCGCUUUGGCUGGCCUAGUUAUACUUUGGUAGUGGUGAUUAACGUGUGGUUGUGUUGUUUGACCGGUUACGUUUUAAGAAGACGCAAAAAAUAAUGUUUUGAUCAUGGAGGUUCAGAAGAGCAUCGUGGCCGUCCGGCAACAGGACGUUCUCAAGAGUCUUUGGAGAUAGAGAAGCUUAGCCGAUGUAUUUGGUAUGGUUCUAGGAGUAGUGUGUGGCUUACGCAAAAAAUACACGACACUUGGAAAGUGGUUAAAGGCAUGAGUUCGUUCAACUUUGGUUUGAUUUUUGACUCUGACCUGUAGUUAUACCGCAACAGGCCGCGCGAUCUUUACCGAUCUGGUACACUUGAAAUGUUCCAUGUAUCUUUGCUUUAUGAUCGUGUAUGUUUAAGAAUUGAUGUUCUUAAAAGACAUUAUUGCCUGAGUACGAUGAUUCUGUUUAUAAUCUAGUUUCUUUAUGUGUUCUACUCAAUAACAUUUGUUUUCCAGAACACUGACCCGAUGCAACGCGAAUGAAUUUGUUCAUUUGCUGAUAAGCAAUUGAAAUUUAUGCUCAAUUAAGGAUAAUCUUAAUACGCAAACGUUGUGCGUUUUUGUCGCCGGUCAGGUGCUAUUUGUAGGUAUUUCUGGGUUUAUACAGGGCGAACUGAGAGAACAGUAAUAAAAUGUUUGUUUACAAAUUUUGUUUGCCGAUCGGUGAUCAUGACUGCUUUGUUAACGUGGGUACGACCUCGUAAAAAUACACGUUGGUGAAUGUUUGUUUCAAAGCAGGACAGGGCUGUAAAUCUUAUUCUUAUCGGCUGCAAAAUACAUAUGAGGAGUAGCAAAGAAUAAACUUGAAUUAUGGGGAUAAAUAAAAUUAAACCAAAUGCCCGGAAAUACUCUCGCGUCGCGAACAAUGAAUUUGAAUUUUGUAAAUUUACUUGCGUGCAUCUAACUCGCUUCCGAUUGGUUUAAAAACAAUCAGCUACUGUCAGAACUCACACAUGCGCAUUAUCUUGAACCAGUCCCUUUAAGGAAUUGACCACUCCAGAAAAAACCAUAACAUACCAUAAUACUCUUUGUUUGUCACCCCAAAAUUUUGCAUAAGCAUUGUUUUCAGUUUAUCUUGGGCCUUUUUAACUCCCAAGAGAAACUGAAGACAAUGCUUAUGAAAAAUUCUGGGGUGACAAGCAAAGAGUAUUAUGGCAUGCUAUGGUAUUUUCUGGAGUGGUCAAUAGAAAACGUCUCCCUUGUUUGCAAAGUCUGAUAUAAACCCGAGAGAGGUUGGGAGAAUUCGAGACAGUUAUGCAAACCCGAGAUGAAGUGGAGGGUUUGCACUUGAUUUGUCGAGAAUUCUCCCAACCCCUCGCGAUCGAGUAUUUAUAUUAGGCCGUAGGCUAUGCAAAUACACGAAAAAAGCUUUCUAUUGCCUUUACAAAUUAACUUCUUCAAGAAAAAACGCAAAAACCUUUGGCACUGGUUAAAAAUAAAAUUCUUAUUAGUUGGGAAGUCUUGUAUGCGAAGUCUUGUUCGCGUGAUUACUUCUUGUUUUGCAAAAAGAUGCUUUCCAAAAUACUGAUUUUUCUCGUAUAAAAUGUCAGCAUGUGCGAAAACAAAAUUGACAAAGACUUUUGGUAAAGAUUUUUCAAGUUUCAGCCGACGAUGGAAUGGGGAAAUAACGUAAACUUGUCGAGUUUUCAACUCAAAAACGUUUUCAAAUUCGUGCUUGCGAGAUUAGUAUGCGACAAGCAAAACAUCUUGACCUCACAACCGUGUUUACAUACUCCUCAUGCAAACACGCCUUUCGGCUAGUCAGAGCGCGCGUGCUAUCUUAUUUGUUUUAUAUAUAAUAAUUAACAAUUAUUGCACGAGGUUGAGCAAAAUAUCGUGAUGGUACGAUAACUUGCAAGAGCAGGAGCUUACCUAUCUACAUAAUCAUAAUUAUGUUAUUUCUUCGUAAAUUCCCCUUUUUAAAAGUACUUCGAACGAAGAGUUAAAAAUGUUUUCAAAAAACCUAGUUUAACGAGCCUUGUUACUUAUUAAAGUCAAUUUCUUAUUUAAAAUAAUGAUCUUUCUACAAAAGCCGUUAUGAUAAAUCAAAAUGUAUUAAGAUUAAGCAAUGAGAAUUGCUAGACUCGCCUAUAAAUCACGGUCAUCCGCUAGUUAUUAUGAAGUAGCUACAACGUAAUUUUUAGGGAGUUAUUAUAACUGCAAAAAUGGAGUAAAAAUUUUAAGUACAGGAUAACCCCUUUUGGGGGGUUAUUUUAACUCCUAAUUUAACUCCGAAUUUGGGGUCAUUUUUACUCCUGAAAAAGAGUUCUUUUAACUCCCAGUCUGGAGUUAAAAUAACUCCGAAAUGGGGUUACUUUUACUCCUUACAUGGGUUGUAUUUACUCUUUUUGGAGUUAAUUUAACUCUGAAAGUGGGGUAAAAAGUUUAGGUACAGGAUAACUCUUUUUUGGGGGUUACUUCUACUCCUCAAUAUCUGGGGGUCACUUUUACUCAUGAAAAAGAGUUAUUUAAACUCCUUUUUGGAGCUGAGUUAAAAUAACUCCCCCAAAAAUAACUCCACUGUAAGGAGUUAAAUUAGCCCCACUAGAGGAGUUAUAAAUUAUAACUCCUUGAAAAUUACUGUGUAGUGAAAUGUCUACAUUAAGCGGCCUUUUUCUCGCCUUAACUCUGGGUAAAUCAUUGAGAAUCAACGAAUAGGUAAACUGUCAGUUAUCUUACAUCACGCCGACGUGCCGUGCGUUGGAAAGUGAGGUACCAAAAGAGAUCAUUAUGAUUAGAGGGGCAAGAAAAAGUGCAAAAUAUUUCUUCGAAACAGUUUUUACUGAAGAUCGCAAUAAUACAGCCUUAAGCUGGCUAAGUAAGCAACGUUUCUUUACUGAUCUGCAACGACGAAAAUAUUCUUUAAGUGUGGACCUUUAAUUUGCCUCACUUUGCAGAGAUACCGAUCAUAACUCAUCCUGCAUCAGGCAACGCAACUUACCGUGAAAGCGACGCUGUGAAUAUCAGCUGUAAAACUUCUGGAAAUCCAGUCCCAGAUGUGAGCUGGGUCCAUGAUGGCAGAAUCAUGAUUUCUGGCUCUAAAACA
Porites lobata is the source of this 8589-nucleotide messenger RNA. NCBI's taxonomy places the organism in Eukaryota, Metazoa, Cnidaria, Anthozoa, Scleractinia, Poritidae. The record is from the annotation of a GenBank genome assembly.